AGAAACUGUUGAGGCGGGACAAUGUAAGUGGACCUGGGUCGAAGAAUUACGUGUUUGACCCUGAGCCGGGAGACAGGCAGCGACAAUCACAUGACUGGCUCAUCAAGCUCCAUCAACAUUGCGCCAUCCUUGAAUUCGGUCCCCUCCUCCAUUUUCCUUCCCAGCUCAUCCCUCACGACACACCUGACUACAAGUUUGGCAUUCGAGCCACCGAUCUCCAUCGAUCCUGCCCUACUAUUGAACAAAGCGCCAUCUGGGAAGCUUUUGGUAGAUGUCGAAGAUUGUGUCGCAUCGGACUCCGAAGAUGAGAGCAACAUGGUUGUCCACAACGUCCCGGAGAGACACCAGAAUUCCGACCUCCAAUACUCGGAGGAUGAAGUGGAUCCCGAACUCGGAAAAGAACACGUGCAUCCGAAUGGCGAAAAGGACAUCCCGACUAAACGCAAGACCAGGUCAGCCGCGUCUUCUCUGACGCCUGAGAGAUCCGAGAAGAAACCUGCUCGCGCGCCAACAUCUUAUGUCGCCAAGCUAGAGGCGGAGGCAUUCAAGGAAAGCAUAUGUGAUCGGGUGAAGCGGGGUCGAAGAAGUCGACCUAGGCGAGACUGCAGCGAGGAGACCUAUUGCCCCUCCGAGCAGGAAGCACAAAUCAGGCAUCCGCGGGGAGCCACUUGGAUCAGGAAACGAGGGAAGAGUUCCGCUUAUCUCGGUGAUGACAAGGGCACCCGCCGAAGUGCUCAAAAUAAGGUAGCGCAAAAGCGCUAUCGCGACAAACGGCGUUCACUGGCUCAGUAUAAUCUCGAAGCGAUCGUCCGCAUACGCACCUGCGUAUCGCAAGAUUUCCCUCACCGCACCAAGCCUCAAAUUAUGGAGAUUCUAAGGGAAGAGAUAAGGCAAUGGUUUGAAGGAGUAAGGGACUUGGAUCCCAGAGUCGCAGAGUCGCUUGAUAUGGAGAUGUGACAAUGGAGCAUACGGAGGGUUGCGCGGGUUCCAGAGUACCCGUGGACGCGUGAGAUGUGAGACCAACAGGCGGAGAGCGUCCGUCGAAAGAUACUAUCUAUGCAUUCCAGAUUUAUCUGGUCAUGGCUGCCUCGAUCGUCGAUCGUCGAUACUCUAUCUGUAGUCG
Messenger RNA from Kockovaella imperatae, 1123 nucleotides. RefSeq lists its product as hypothetical. The record is from RefSeq and is a predicted model, not a curated record. NCBI's taxonomy places the organism in Eukaryota, Fungi, Basidiomycota, Tremellomycetes, Tremellales, Cuniculitremaceae. Gene Ontology annotation, molecular function: DNA-binding transcription factor activity. The transcript is spliced from 4 exons. Gene Ontology annotation, biological process: regulation of DNA-templated transcription. Bases 91 to 957 code for a protein of 288 amino acids.